This is a messenger RNA of Rotaria sp. Silwood1, 1641 nucleotides long. The record is from the annotation of a GenBank genome assembly. NCBI's taxonomy places the organism in Eukaryota, Metazoa, Rotifera, Eurotatoria, Philodinida, Philodinidae.
AUGGCUAAAAAAUCCAAAACACCACCAGAAGUUAUUUGUUUGAGUGAUGACGAUGAUGGUAAUAAUUAUAAAAUGAGUAUACCUGUUGCUAGUCCUAUAAAACGGCCAUCACCAAGUUUAGUUAAUGGUGAUAAUAAUAUUGAAACAUCUCAAGCAUCCGAUUGGAUCGUUCAACGUAAAGAUAUAAUGCGUAUACCAGAAUUAACAAUAAAACAUUCUGAACUAAUUAAAAAAAAUUAUGAACUUGGUUGUUCAGCAGUUCGUUUUGGUAUUAUAGAAUUUAAUGUUGAAUCAGAAAUUAUUCUGAUGAAAGAAACAGAAUUUGAAUUAAAACUUAAAAGCGAAUGUUAUGCUAAUCUUAAUAUAAAAUUAGCUUAUUCAGACAUCAUAUCGUUUUUUUUUUCAUUUCAAUCACAACCACCAGCUGCAUUUAUUCAAGUUCGUCCGGAUUUUGCUGAUCUUUUUGCAAAAUAUAUUCCAUCAACGGAUGAACAUGGAAAAGGUUUUGAUCCAAAUUCAAAAGAUGAAAGACGACGUCGCAUUGUUCUUUGUCUAAAAACUUCACCAGAAAAAGAAAAAAUAAACAUAGCAUCAAUUUAUUAUUAUUUAAAAGCAAAAUCUUCAACAAUGAAUAUUUGCUGUAUUAAUGGUUCACGGGCUCAAGAAAUUUACAAUUUAUCUCGAUUUGCAAAAGUAUCCGCAUUGGGUUCAAUAACAACAUCGUUUGUAAUUCAUGCGAAUGAUUUAUAUAUUUAUUACGAAAAACUUUCUGAAGAAGAUCGUAAACGUACAUAUUUAUUUAACUCAUUUUUUUAUACAAGAUUAACACGAAAAGGCAAUGAUGAUAUUCUCAAUACUUCGGCUGCUGAACGACGUUAUAAUCGUGUUAAACGAUGGCUUCGUGAUGUCGAUAUAUUUUCAAAAGAUUAUCUUAUUUUACCAAUCAAUCAAACAGCUCAUUGGUAUAUUGUAGUCAUCCAAUAUCAUAAUAAUGUUCCAACAGAAGGUGAUUUAAUCAGUGAUGACGAUGAUAAUCAUGGUAAGACAUUAACAGACAAUCGAUUAAGCUUGAAAAAGAAGAAAAAUACGGAAUGUAUAAUUGAACCUAUUGUUAAUAAUAAUAUUCCCGGUGAAGCAUCGUCAUCUUCAACAUCUAAUAUUCAUCUAAUUGAAGUUCUUGAUGAAGCAGAUGAAGUCAUAAUAGACAAUAAUAAUCAUAUAAAAACUGAUAAUGAAACAACUACUAAUCCUAAAAAUCGUUCUCAAACACCAGCAAUAAUUAUGUUUGAUUCAUUACGUUCUGGGUCAAAAAAUCGUGUUGCAGCUACUUUACGUGAAUUUCUUCAACUUGAAUAUGAUCAUAAAAAAACUUUACCAGUUAGAUCAUUAGCAAGAAAAAUCUUUAAUAUAGAUACAAUACCAACUAUUGAAGCAGCUGUACCACAACAACCGAACUAUUUUGAUUGUGGUUUAUAUAUUUUACAAUAUAUGGAAAGUUUUUUUGCACAUCGUUCACCAACAAUUAAUUUUCAAUCAUCAUCAACAUUUGCAAAUUGGUGUGAAAAAAAUUCAAUGGGUUCAUCAAAACGAAAACAAAUAUUUGAUAUUAUCAAUCAACAUGUUAUUCCUAAAGAAGUGUAA